Messenger RNA from Pyrus x bretschneideri (Chinese white pear), 1810 nucleotides. RefSeq names its product probable carboxylesterase 17. The record is from RefSeq and is a predicted model, not a curated record. Gene Ontology annotation, molecular function: hydrolase activity. The transcript has a single exon. The coding region runs from base 785 to 1717 and encodes 310 amino acids. Lineage: Eukaryota; Viridiplantae; Streptophyta; Magnoliopsida; Rosales; Rosaceae.
UCUAGGCGCUGGGCGGUUAGCCACCGCCUCGAUUAAUGCCUAGGCGUUUGAAAAUUAAGAAAGGGCGUCUAGAUCUACUAAGGUGCCUGCCUAGACCGUCUAGGCGCCCGUCUAGCCUGACCAGACCCGUUUAGACAUCAGCUUAAGUUGUGACUCACUUAGACAAAAAAUAAAUAACUUGUAUUUUGCAUUUUAUUUUUUUAAUAAAUUGUAAUAGACUUGUUGAAUACUUAAGGAACACACAUUAUAUAUUUGUUUUCCAUGUUUUUAUUAUGUUUCAAUAGCUCAUAAUAUAUGUCAUUUCAUUUUGUAGUUUAUGAUGAAAUCAUAUAUAUUUUAAGUAUAAACAAACAUUUAUUUACAUGAAAUAUAAUAGAUUUAAUUUUCCGCAUAUACCUCGUUUAGCCGCCUAGGCACUAGAUCCCAGCCCGCUGGCCGACUAGCGUUGACGUCUUUUAGAACUUGUGUAAAGUUGCAUGAUAUUGCAUUAUUGGUUGGAAUUACCGUCAAGUUUGGAGAUAUGGUCAAAGUCCGGUCUUGAUGUUAGCUAAAUCUUUUUGCCCUACACAUACAUAACGCACCUCUUUGACUUCUAAACUUUUCGGUUCCUCCCACAUUUUACCUACCCUUUUUCUAAUACCGACUUCUUUUGGUAUUGGCCAACACACUUUACAUGAAGAACCUAACAUCAUAUCUUUACUAGCACCAACCCUUUAUAAACUCUCACAAACUGGGAGACCGUCAGUUGAAGAAACUGGAAGAGCUUCUUUUCGUUUGAAGAAUUAUGUCCAUUGUUGAAGAAGCACCGGACUUUCUUCAAGUUUUUUCCGAUGGAUCUGUAAAACGCUUUUCACCCGGGGUGGCAUCUGCCUCACCAGAAUCAACCGACGGAUUCAAGUCCAAGGAUGUGAUUAUUGACUCAUCGAAACCCAUUACGGGAAGGAUUUUCCUUCCUGGUAAUCCAACAUCUUCGAAGAAGCUUCCGGUUGUGGUUAAUUUUCACGGUGGUGGCUUCUGCAUUGGCUCAACCACAUGGCUUGGCUACCAUCAUUUCUUAGGAGGCUUAGCUGUUGCAUCCCAAUCCAUUGUUGUGUCCGUUGACUAUCGUUUAGCUCCAGAGAACCGGCUCCCCGUAGCUUAUGAAGACUGCUAUUACACGUUCGAUUGGCUUAGUUGCCAAGCAAGUUCUGAACCAUGGCUAGACAAAGCUGAUCUCUCUCGGGUUUUUCUCACCGGGGACAGCGCUGGAGGGAACAUAACUCACAAUGUUGCUGUGAAAGCCAUUUGCAAUCGAAUCGGUCACGUCAAAAUAAGGGGAUUAUUGUUGGUACAUCCUUAUUUUGGGAGUGAAAAGAGAACCGAGAUAGAGAUGGCUGAAGAGGGAGCAAAGGAUGUGGCGAGCAAUGACAUGUUUUGGCGACUAAGCAUACCUAAAGGCUCCAACCGAGACUAUUUCGGAUGUAACUUUGAAAAGACCGGACUGUCUGCAACCGAAUGGAGCGAUGAGUUCCCUGCUGUAGUUGUUUAUGUGGCUGGCUUGGAUUUUUUGAAAGAGAGGGGAGUGAUGUAUGCAGAGUUUCUGCAGAAAAAAGGAGUUAAAGAAGUGAAGCUGGUGGAGGCGGAGAACGAGUCUCAUGUGUUUCAUGUCUUCCAUCCCGAUUCAGAGGGGGCCGGUUUGCUUCAGAGAAACAUGGGUGAAUUCAUCAGGAGCCAUUAGCGAUUUCAGAUGGCAGUCACUAGGGCAUUCUGAUAUGAACCAUUUGUAAAAUAACGGAGACAUGAACUCCUUCUAUCUGCAUUUUAGUAAUCA